CAAAAAUUUCCUAUCUCUCACAGACACCUUGAAUCACAAUCCGGGCAACACCCGACAAAACUUUCCACGAUGCCUCACAAGCACAAGCGCAAAGCUGAAGAUCAUGAUGAGAAAAACUUCAACCUUCCCCCCACCGAGUAUGCCGCACCCCUCGCAGUCCGUAAAUCAGGUGGCGGCCCGAACGCCAAACCCGCCGCAAAGAAGCGCAAAGUAGCUACCAUCGAAGGAUACGGCGCAGACGACACCCCGAAAGCGUUCGCGCGUCUCAUGGCAUUCAGCAAAACCGGCAAACGGCGCUCAGGACUCGACGAUGGGAAAGUGAAGAAGGGCAAGAAGAACAACGGCAACGAUAAGAGCAAGGCUCAUGCGGGAUCUACGUCGCAAAAAAAUGCUGCAGCGGCAUCGGCAGAAGCUGUGGAAGUGGAGAAGGAGACAACGGUAGAUAGCGAAGCGCAACCCGCGCAACCGAAGCUGAAGAUUAUGCCGGGGGAGUCUCUUGCGGAUUUUAGGCAGCGUGUAAAUCAAGCGCUGCCUCUGGGCUCUAUCAACCGCAACGGGAAGAAGAUCAUGGGGUUGAAUGAUCACCGUGUGACGAAGCAUGAGCGCAAGUUGAAGAGGUUACAGGAAGGAUGGCGCAAGGAAGAGGCGCGCAUCCGUGAUAAAGAGCAGGAAGCGCGCGAGUUGGCUGAGGAGGAAGAAGAUGAGGCUGAGGAUCUUUGGGAGGACAAGACUGCCGAUCUUCCAUCUGAUUCUGGGACUGGGAAGAAGGGCAAGAAAAAGAAGGGAAAGAGAAAGAUGGUCGUUGGAGAAGUGGAUGAUGGGGAUGUUGAUGAGUGGGAAGCAUUGAGGAAGAAGAGAGAACAGAGGAAAGGAUUGCACGAUGUUGUGCAAGAACCGCCGACCUUCAAUCGUGUGCCCAGGGAGAUUUUCAAAGUCAAGGAUGGUGCGAAGGUUAACGUAGGGAAUAUACCCAAUAGUGUUGGUAGUUUGAGGAAAAGGGAGGAGUUGGUUGGAGAGAGGCAGGGCAUCAUUGAGACGUACAGAAAGCUGAUCGCAGCGAAAAGGGAAGGUUAG
This is a messenger RNA of Periconia digitata, 1074 nucleotides long. The record is from the annotation of a GenBank genome assembly. NCBI's taxonomy places the organism in Eukaryota, Fungi, Ascomycota, Dothideomycetes, Pleosporales, Periconiaceae.